AUAACGUGAGAAAACGCCGAGUAGCCGUCGGCAGCCGAUCGAUUGAUUGGUCGCAAAAACGAAACAACGGCGUCGACCUGAGAGGAGGAACACGCAACGGACGAAUUGAAAAUAAAAAAAAAAAUAUAAACAACAAAUCGUUGCCGUCAACGUGAUUGUUCGCACAGUGUACGUCUCCUUCGUAACUAGUCCCGAUCCGCGUUUCUGAAUUUCUGUCGAUCGUCUCCGUUCAGCGGGUACGCGCCGUGCCGUAACUAUUAUUUUUUUUUUCUUCGCCCCGUUCGCAGUUGUUUCGUUACUUGUUCAAGCCAGUUAGCCGUCGUUUCGCUCGCCCUCCGUCCAUCAUGAUCGGCGGACUCUUCAUGUACAACCACAAAGGCGAGGUGCUCAUAUCGCGCGUGUACCGUGACGACAUCGGCCGCAACGCCGUGGAUGCGUUCCGUGUGAAUGUCAUACACGCGCGUCAGCAGGUCCGCUCUCCCGUCACAAACAUCGCGCGCACCUCGUUCUUCCACAUCCGCCGCGCCAACAUCUGGCUGGCCGCCGUCACCAAGCAAAACGUCAACGGCGCCAUGGUGUUCGAGUUCCUCAUCCGGUUCACGCAGGUCAUGCAAUCGUACUUCGGCAAGAUCAAUGAGGAGAACAUCAAGAACAACUUUGUGCUCAUCUACGAGCUGCUGGACGAAAUACUGGACUUUGGCUACCCGCAGAACUGCGAUACGGGUGUGCUCAAGACGUUCAUCACGCAGACGGGCGUCAAGUCGCAGAGCAAGGAGGAGCAAAUGCAGAUCACGUCCCAGGUCACUGGCCAGAUCGGCUGGCGCCGCGAGGGCAUCAAGUACAGACGCAACGAACUGUUCCUCGACGUACUCGAGUAUGUUAACCUACUCAUGUCGCCUCAAGGUCAAGUGUUGUCAGCUCAUGUGGCCGGCCGUAUACUCAUGAAAUCCUACCUAAGCGGCAUGCCUGAAUGCAAGUUUGGCAUUAACGAUAAAAUAGUCAUGGAAUCCAAGGGCACCAAGAUAAUGGACGAUACAGGUUCAAGAACGGCUUCCGGAAAACCUGUUGUUGUCAUCGAUGACUGUCAAUUCCAUCAAUGCGUAAAACUUUCAAAGUUCGAAACUGAACAUUCCAUUAGCUUCAUUCCACCUGAUGGUGAAUUCGAACUGAUGCGUUACCGUACUACCAAAGACAUAUCACUGCCAUUCAGAGUUAUACCUCUUGUGCGUGAAGUAGGUCGUACACGUAUGGAAGUUAAAGCCGUUUUAAAAUCCAAUUUCAAGCCAUCAUUGCUAGGUCAGAAAAUCGAAGUGAAAAUACCAACCCCUUUAAACACUGCUGGUGUCCAAUUGUUGUGUUUGAAAGGCAAAGCCAAGUACAAGGCUUCAGAUAAUGCGAUUGUGUGGAAAAUUAAAAGAAUGGCAGGUAUGAAAGAAACACAAUUAUCAGCUGAAAUUGAUCUUUUGGAGACUGACACUAAAAAGAAAUGGACUAGACCUCCUAUAUCCAUGAAUUUUGAGGUACCAUUUGCACCAUCUGGAUUCAAAGUUAGGUAUUUAAAAGUAUUCGAACCAAAAUUGAAUUAUUCUGAUCAUGAUGUUGUCAAAUGGGUUCGUUAUAUUGGGCGCAGUGGAUUAUAUGAAACUAGAUGUUAAGCGAUUAAUACUAUUAUAUUUAUUUAACCAUUUUCCAAUUUACCACUAUUAUUUACAUAACCAAAACUCUAAAAUUUAAU
This is a messenger RNA of Sipha flava (yellow sugarcane aphid), 1735 nucleotides long. It is a transcript of the gene AP-2mu, whose product is annotated as AP-2 complex subunit mu. The transcript has a single exon. Gene Ontology annotation, biological process: intracellular protein transport; clathrin-dependent endocytosis. The record is from RefSeq and is a predicted model, not a curated record. The coding region runs from base 345 to 1655 and encodes 436 amino acids. NCBI's taxonomy places the organism in Eukaryota, Metazoa, Arthropoda, Insecta, Hemiptera, Aphididae. Gene Ontology annotation, cellular component: cytoplasmic vesicle; AP-2 adaptor complex. Gene Ontology annotation, molecular function: clathrin-cargo adaptor activity.